AUGAUGAGCUUUUUGUUAAAACUUUUCAAAUUAGAUAGGAAAACUUCAGUCUCUACGAUGCCUAGUGAUAAGUCUCCAUACAACAAAUGGACCAAAGAACAACUAAUCGAGCGGUUAUUGCAAUUGGAAAAAAAAAUUAAUGAAAACAGUAUAGAAGAAGCCUCGACAAAAAAUACUGUUGGAGCACGUAAAAGGGCAGCUGAUAAUAACGGUUCAGAAAACGAAAGAAACAGCGUUAAAAAAACCAAAAAGAGCAGGGAAUUUGACUUCUCAAAGUACAACACUAGAUUUGUGGCCUUCAGAUUUGCAUACUUGGGAUGGAACUAUAAUGGUUUGGCUAUUCAGAAAGACAAGACACCUCUGCCUACCGUGGAAGGAACAAUUUUGGAGACGAUGGUUAGAUGCAAACUCGUUCCUUCAAUGGUUCCCCAGGAAUAUAAAUUUAGUAGGUGUGGACGGACAGACAAAGGUGUUAGCGCAAUGAAUCAAGUCAUCUCUUUGAAAGUUCGCUCUAACUUGACACCAGAACAACAACUAGAUCCGAGCUACGAUGACCAGGAAAUUCAGUAUGUUAAUAUUCUUAACCAGCUAUUGCCUGAAGACAUAAGAGUUUCGGCUGUUUGUCUACGACCACCAAAAGGAUUUGACGCGAGAUUUAGUUGUAUCAGUCGUCACUAUAAAUACUUAUUCAGUCCUGAAGGGCUUGAUCUUGAUAAAAUGAAAAGAGCUGCCAAGCACUUUGAGGGUGAGCAUGAUUUCAGAAACUUCUGUAAAUUAGACGGCUCAAAGCAAAUAACUAACUAUAAGAGAACUAUUAUCAGCGCGAAAAUUACAAAAAUUAAUGAAGACAUAUACUGUUUUGACUUAAUUGGAAGUGCUUUCCUUUGGCACCAAGUUCGGUGCAUGAUGGCCAACUUAUUUUUAGUAGGACAAGGAUUGGAAGAGGAUACUAUCAUCUUGGAAAUGCUAAAUGUAGAAGAUAUGCCUAGAAAGCCCAUCUAUGAGAUGGCUUCCGAUAUUCCACUAGUUUUAUACGAUUGUAAAUUCCCUGCCAUGGAGUGGAUUAUACCAGAUCAAACCACUGACAAGGCAUCUCGAUCAUCGGCCGUUGUGAAUUCAGUUGAGCUAAAUUACAAACUUAAAGCUUCUGUGUCAAUGAUGUACCGUGAUAUCCUUCCGAAAGCGGAAAUUAAGAAUAAAACUGUCAUCAAUGUUGGUGAUGGUAUCGGUAAGGUUGUUAAUGUCUAUCAAAAAUUAGCAGAUCGUAGUCUAAUGGAUUCUUUUGAAGUAGUGAAUGAAAAAUAUCGUCAACGUAAGAUACGCAACCCAAAAGAAGUUAAAUCCUCAACCUAA
Messenger RNA from Kluyveromyces marxianus DMKU3-1042, 1353 nucleotides. It is a transcript of the gene DEG1, whose product is annotated as pseudouridine synthase DEG1. Gene Ontology annotation, cellular component: cytoplasm; nucleus. Bases 1 to 1353 code for a protein of 450 amino acids. The transcript has a single exon. NCBI's taxonomy places the organism in Eukaryota, Fungi, Ascomycota, Saccharomycetes, Saccharomycetales, Saccharomycetaceae. Gene Ontology annotation, molecular function: RNA binding; pseudouridine synthase activity. The record is from RefSeq and is a predicted model, not a curated record. Gene Ontology annotation, biological process: mRNA pseudouridine synthesis; tRNA pseudouridine synthesis.